Messenger RNA from Fusarium sp. VM40, 1899 nucleotides. Lineage: Eukaryota; Fungi; Ascomycota; Sordariomycetes; Hypocreales; Nectriaceae. The record is from the annotation of a GenBank genome assembly.
AUGCCUGGGAGCCAGCAGAACAGCCCUGGGGAUUUGAAUCAGCAGUUUAUGGCAAAUUCUUCCAGUGGAUCUUCGAAUCAGAAUGUCGGGCUGCAGGAGUAUGGCAUCUCAUCACAUCUCCUGGCACCAGGGGCCACAACCUCGGGUGCUGUGACAUCAGUGCAACAAUCCCCCGAACCAUCUCAAGAGGAUCUCCAGGGUCACUAUAUCGGGCCAGCCUCUGGUGUGUCGUUUUUACUCAGGGUACAGAAGCGUAUGCACGAAGCCAUAUCAUUUUCUGGGCCAGGAAGCAUAUUUACAUUUGGCGAUGCACCCCUCCGCAACCCAGACUACGACCCAAACUUCUGCAUGAUGCUUCCGAAGGAAGAUGCUCAGCGCUUGGUAGAUCGCUACUUCGACUUCGCGAUGCCAACAUACCGGUUUCUUCACCGACCUACCAUACAAGAAUGGUUCGCUGAGUUCUAUGAGACAUUGGGGACUAUGCGUGACCCUAACAAUUCUGCUGCAAAGGUUGCAUUGCUAUUUAUGAUUUUAGCUCAUGCUAGAGUCUACAUGCCUGAGAGCGACAGGCUAGGGCCAGCAGAUCUCAGUUCUAGAUACUAUUUAGCAGCUGACCAUCAGCUUUCAAAGGAGAGCGGUUCAAUACGCCUGACAAGUGUGCAAGCACGUCUUCUGCAAUGCUACUAUCUAGGCACACAGUCUCGUGUAAACCACUGCUGGAGUCAGUUUGGCAUUGUGACAAAUUUGGCCCUGGCUAUUGGGCUGAACCGUAAUAAAAGACCUGGGGUUGUGAGCGGUUUGAAUCAUAUUGAAGUUGAAAGUCGGCGAAGAACCUUCUGGAGUGCGUAUACACUGGAUGCGUAUCUCAGUGUAUCUCUAGGUAGACCGCGCAACUUCCACGACGAAGAUAUAGAUACCGAGCUGCCUGCCUGUGUUGACGACAACGAUAUUACUAAGGAUCACAUAAAUAUUGCUGGCUCUUCCAAGGGCUACUCGCUUAUGCUCGCUCCUCUUGGGCACAUGAAACUCGCCCGCAUUAUUGGUCGUAUCCUUCGGGCCCUCUAUUCAGUCAAGCCUAUAUCCCUCAGCAGACGAGCAGAGGAGACUCAACAUAUCUCCAAAGACCUUGCAGAAUGGCGAAGUGACCACUCCCAGUUUCUGGACGCCGAUUACUUCAGCACAUCGUUUCUGGCUCCCAUCGUUCAACGACAACGCAAUGUUCUCAACAUGACCUACUGGCAUGCUCUAAUCCUCACCCAUCGACAAGCCGUCCUCAAUAACUUUGCGCGGAUCUCGAGACAGAACCGUAGAGGGAGUGAAAACGACUCUUCAACGCAGGAGAGUGUUCAAAAGUGUCUUGAGGCUGCCAUGGACACUGUCGGCUUGAUCGAAAAUAUAGUGGGAAACGGGCAAAUGUUCCGCGCAUUCUGGGUCACCGCAUAUUUUGCCUUUACUGCAGCCAUGGUACUCUACAUCUACGUGAUUCAGAAAUGGGCAUCUCCUCCCCAGACAUACAUGGAGUAUUUCACAGCAGCCACGCGGUGCCAAUCUCACAUGUCAACCAUGGUUGAGAAAGGCUCCCUAUCGGAACGAUAUUGUUUCUUACUGGAAGAAUUGAGGAUCGAGGCGGUGCGCCAGAUUAAUCGAAUGCAUCCGUCCGCCAACGCAUUUGGGGAUUUAGACGGACAUUCCCACGAGAAUGGUUUCCAAUCUAACAUCAUUCCGAUGGAUACGCCUAGUGACAAAACUUCGUACACGGAUCUAAUGGGGGAGAGCGGGAUGGACUAUAAUGGUAUGUCUGGUGUUGACUUUUCAGGCUGGGGUCAGUUUGCUUCAAUGAUAUCGUCGGGACUAGGGAAUCUGGAUGCAUUUCUGGACGAUGAGGUAUUCAGAGUGUGA